This is a messenger RNA of Adineta steineri, 918 nucleotides long. The record is from the annotation of a GenBank genome assembly. Lineage: Eukaryota; Metazoa; Rotifera; Eurotatoria; Adinetida; Adinetidae.
AUGUGUUUAUCAUCACUGACACCAAACAGUUCAAUUUAUUAUGAAGAUUGUUCAGAGUUAGAUUCGUAUUAUGAAGCAAUACAAAUGAACGUCACUAUAACUGGAUAUUAUAGUUUUCUAAUCAACAGCGAGAUGAAAACCAUGGACGCUUUUAUCUACACGAAUAACUUCAAUCCAUUCGAUGUGUCCAAAAAUGUACUGAGCCAUGGUGAAGACUCUGAUAAUCAAGGUCAAUUUAAAAUCACAGUUGCUCUUCAAACCAAGAUAAUAUAUGCUGUCGUUAUAACAACAUCUUCUCGAAGUUUAACAGGGAACUUUUCAAUUCAAGCAUUCGGCCCAAGUUACAUCAAUUUCAGUCGUAUUUUGAAUACUCCAUCAGCUGUGCAAACAGUUUAUGCAUCAAAACUGACAGCAAACAGUCCAACAUAUUUUCCUCGGUGUUCAUGGUUAAGUUCUUACUAUAAAGCGAUACUAGUGAAUGUUCGUAGAACUGGUCUUUACACUUUCUUCAGCAAAAGUAAUAUGGACGCAUACGCCUCUAUUUACAAAAACUAUUUCAAUCCAUUCAAUUCAUUUGAAAAUCAACUCUUGUACAAUGAUAAAAGCUGCAAACCACGUCAGUUUAGAUUCACAAUUGCUCUUCAGACUACUAGUACAUAUAUAUUGAUUGUGGCAACAUCUCAAGGUUAUACGACAGGAGCAUUUUCAAUCUUUGUAUCCGGUCCAAAUAAUGUUGAUCUCAAGAAUAUUAGUUCUUCAUCAGUUACACGACUACCAUAUUCAUUAGCUGUAGAAUCCAAAUAUUUAUCAAAAUUGACUACGAAUAAUCAAACAUAUUCUCGAGAUUGUCAAAAAUCAGACUAUUAUUAUGAAACUAUACGAAUGAACGUAGUGGAAACUGGAUGCUAUAUGCUCUGA